Daldinia loculata is the source of this 921-nucleotide messenger RNA. Its product is annotated as Rpp20 subunit of nuclear RNase MRP and P-domain-containing protein. Lineage: Eukaryota; Fungi; Ascomycota; Sordariomycetes; Xylariales; Hypoxylaceae. The record is from RefSeq and is a predicted model, not a curated record. The transcript has 2 exons. The coding region runs from base 264 to 842 and encodes 192 amino acids. Gene Ontology annotation, cellular component: nucleolar ribonuclease P complex; ribonuclease MRP complex. Gene Ontology annotation, biological process: intronic box C/D snoRNA processing; tRNA 5'-leader removal; nuclear-transcribed mRNA catabolic process, RNase MRP-dependent. Gene Ontology annotation, molecular function: RNA binding.
CUGGACGAUGGCGGGUAAGCUAAAGAUAGCGAUGUGGGUCUAUCUUAUCGUGUUCCUUAGCUGCAGGCCCCACGUCAUUUUUACACUUUAUCGUUUAUGGAUAAUUGAAUAUCAGAUGCUAUCAAUUAUAUCUUCAAAUCAACUGCUUCUUGAUUGUCAACGCGACGGUCUUUUCGAAUGUGCCUACUACCUCCGGGUUAUUCAUGGAGAUAAAGCGAGAAUUAAUAAAAAGGAACUUGAUACACACUUGAAUCAUCAUAAAAAUGGCUACCGAACAGCCAUCUGAGACCGUUUCGCAGGUGCCUGAACAACCCACAAAGCUAGCAAAGCUGCCACCUAUACCAAAAGGGGCUACCGUCCGAAGACGUCCUAUCCCCACGCGCACACCCUCCACACGCGCCUCGCGACGCAUCUACAUAACUCCCAAAACGCCCUUCCGCUCCGUAACAGCGCGCGUGCGCAAACAACUCGACAAGAAUCUACGCGAAGCAUCAGCAUCCAACAAAGCCUUCACCAACAGACUCGCCAGCAAUAAGAACGCAUCCCUGGACGAGCGCAUCCGUGCCAUCCAGCGACAGUCUGCCUCGAAAAAUAGCGGCAGCGGGAUCGGGCUCGAAAACGCGGGCGAAGUCGUGGUGCUGGGUACGGGGCGCGCUAUCCAGAAGGUCGUUGAGGUCGCGAUGUUCUUCCAGAAACAGCAGGAUUGUAUCGUGCAGUUGAAGACUGGGAGCGUGGGCGCUGUAGAUGAUGUUGUGUUGGAGGGGGAGGAGGAGUGGGGAGGUGAGGGAGAGGAGAGGACUAGGAUGAUGAGUUCUCUUGAGGCGUCUAUUAAGUUGAGGUGAUGACAGGAUUUUUCGCGAGGAAGGACGAUGCUAUUUGCCGGAAUCGGGCCCUUUAGGAGUAUGGCCCACCCGAUCAGCA